UGAAUUGGUCUGACAAGAAACAAUCAAGAAACAAAUGAAGCAACAGACAAACAUCAUCAGUCCCUUAAAAGAAAUUUAUUGACAUGAAGAAACUAUCAAACUUCAAUCAGGUCUACCCAGGAGCAAAAGAGGUCAGAACAACUCGUUUUCCAUUACAGAAUGCCAAGAGAGCCAGAACCCAGAUCAGAUUAUGCACUGACCGCCAUAAGAACCAGACGGAACAAUCACAGAGCUAAGCCUGGUCUCAAGUUUUUCAAAGCUGCUGCUAAGAAAGUUGCUGCAUUUUUCACUUUUUCUCUCGGUCAGAGCAAGCCGUCCACAAAAGAUGCUGUUCUUACUUAUGCCAACACAAUCACCAGUCAAACCAGAGGAUCUUCCUUUUCAUCAAAUCAUUCGACUGGAAGCAGCUAUACCCAGAAGUCAGGAAAAUUGAGGUCCUCCGGUUCGCUUUAUAGUUCUAAUAACAAUUCUAGAAGUGAACAGAAUGGGAUAGUUAUUUUCUCGUUUCAAGAGAUUCAGAAAGCAACUGGGAAUUUCUCUCUGGCAAAUAAAAUUGGAGAGGGGAGAUUUGGGACAGUGUACAAAGGAAGGCUUAAUAAUGGAUCUAUGGUUGCUGUAAAGCGAGCUAAAAGGAACAACAAUGGGAAGUGCUUUUCUCAGGAAUUCAAGAAUGAGAUAUUUACAUUGUCCAAGAUCGAGCAUCUAAAUUUGGUGAGGUUAUUCGGGUUUCUGGAGCACAAAGAUGAACAGAUUCUUUUGGUUGAAUUUGUUGGCAAUGGAACUUUGCGAGAACAUCUGGAUAAUGUUCGAGGAAAUGGACUUGAAAUGGCAGAACGUCUGGAUGUUGCCAUUGAUGUAGCUCAUGCCAUCACCUACCUUCACAUGUACACAGAUCCUCCGAUAAUCCACAGAGACAUAAAAGCAUCAAACGUCCUCAUCACAGAGAAACUCCGGGCAAAAGUGGCAGAUUUUGGCUUUGCACGGAUGGCUGUGGAAGAUCCUAGUGCAACUCAUAUUUCAACACAAAUCAAAGGGUCAGUUGGCUAUGUGGAUCCUGAAUACAUGAGGACGUAUCAACUCACUGAAAAGAGCGAUGUCUACUCCUUCGGUGUCUUGCUUGUGGAGCUAAUGAGCGGAAGACGCCCUAUUGAACCAAAGAAGCAACUGAAAGAGAGGGUAACUGUUAGAUGGGCAUUGCAAAAGUUAAAAGAAGGAGAUGCUAUAUUCUUGAUGGAUCCAAUGAUGAAGAGAAGUCCAGCAUCAAACAAGGCAAUGGAAAGGGUGCUUAAACUGGCUCACCAGUGUCUCGCACCAGUGAGACACUCAAGGCCUUCGAUGAAAAAAUGUGGCGAAGUGUUAUGGGGAAUCCGGAAAGAGUUCAGAGAAAACACCUUCUCGGCUUCUCAGCACUCCGCAAAUUUUGUCAUGAAAGAUGCAAAGAAUGAGAGGAAGGUAUUAUUUGGGAUUCAAGAUGGUGAUAGCCAUGACUUCAUUUCUGCAUAAAGCAUAUUACUUCUGGAAUUUCAUUUGAGUGAGGUACUUACAUGUAGUACAAGUCUCAAUUUGAUCAUCCAUAUAUAAUUCUUGAUGAGAGAUUGAUUAAUCUUGUUAGUUGUACAACUAAAGAUAAUGUUGUAUUCACUUUCUAUAUUUGGAAAAAAUCAUGGGUGAUUUUUGAGUUUUGUA
Carica papaya (papaya) is the source of this 1686-nucleotide messenger RNA. RefSeq names its product calmodulin-binding receptor-like cytoplasmic kinase 1 (gene CRCK1). Gene Ontology annotation, biological process: protein phosphorylation. The record is from RefSeq and is a predicted model, not a curated record. NCBI's taxonomy places the organism in Eukaryota, Viridiplantae, Streptophyta, Magnoliopsida, Brassicales, Caricaceae. Gene Ontology annotation, molecular function: ATP binding; protein kinase activity.